Messenger RNA from Malaya genurostris, 2100 nucleotides. Its product is annotated as UDP-glycosyltransferase UGT5-like. The transcript has 4 exons. The coding region runs from base 220 to 1815 and encodes 531 amino acids. Lineage: Eukaryota; Metazoa; Arthropoda; Insecta; Diptera; Culicidae. Gene Ontology annotation, molecular function: UDP-glycosyltransferase activity. The record is from RefSeq and is a predicted model, not a curated record.
CUGAAGUCGAUUUAACAUACACAUGUUGCCGGUGAAGUGACGAAUGAAGACCAAAGAAAACGUUCAAGAAACUAUGUUCUACCACUACUACUCUCCUCAAGUCGGCUACAGUGAGUCGAUCAUCAUCGGUAGCAAGUGAAGCAGGUCAGUUACAGCUAAAUGCUCGUCUCAAAAACUCUUCCCUUCAUCUUCACGUGACUGAAAUCAAUCACAACAAAAAUGAAUUUAAAAACGGCGAUCACCGUGCUCACGGUUUUCUUCGUUCGGGAAAUCCAAAUCGAGGCAGCGAAAAUUUUAUUAGUUUCUUCCUUUCCCGGCAUGAGCCAUUGGUUGACGUUCGAGCACAUUGUGGAUGAACUGCUCGUGCGAGGUCACGAGAUUACGGCCAUCACAAAUUACCGGCUCAAGAACUCGAACCACAGUGACCGUUACCGAGAAGUAUUGAUUAGCCCUAUGUUUGAUUUCGAAGGGGAUCUGCCAAUGGAAUCGUACUAUCGCUCGACAGAGUUCAGUAGCCCCUUCUACAAGCUGAAAAUACUUUGGUGGCUGGGAUUAGCUACCACGGCGCAUGCAUUUGAAACGGAAAACGUGCAGAUGUUUCUCCGAGAGGAAGGUCUUACUUUUGAUCUGAUUAUUGCCGAACAGUUCGUCCAGGAGGCGUUUCUUAUGUUCGGACACAAAUAUCGCGCUCCGAUUGUCACAAUAAAUACGCUAGGCUACACGGAUUAUAUCGAUCGAUCGUUUGGAAUGAUUACACCGUUGUCGUUCGUGCCGCAUUUCUUCACCCAGCUUACCGACGAAAUGAGCUUUUUGGAGCGAUGCUACAACGUGAUUGUGACGGUAUAUGAUUGGGCAAAUAGGAAAUUUGUUUACCUUCCUGAACAGAAUGCUAUGGCCCGGAAAUACUUUGCAAACAGUGGAUAUUUGGCACAAUCUAUGCCAACGGUAGAGGAGUUAGAUAUGAACGUCAGUGUGACACUGACCAACAGUCAUAUCAUGUCGUUCAGACCGAGACCAAAAAUGAUCGGAAUGGUUGAUAUCGCAGGAGUACAUAUCAAACCGGCCAAGGAUUUACCACUGGAUGUCAAGAAUUUCUUGGACUCGUCAGCAUCCGGAGCCAUUUACAUAAACUUUGGAACAUUCCUGCGAAGCUCGGCCAUGCCGGCCGAAACGUUACGUGUUUUCCUGGAGGUAUUCAAAAACCUGCACCAGUACAAGUUUCUCUGGAAAUGGGAAAGUGAUCAAGUGCCCGUGCUGCCGGAAAAUGUAAUGGUCCGAAAAUGGUUACCUCAAAAUGAUAUACUUGCUCAUUCCGCCAUCAAACUAUUCGUGACCCACGGAGGUAUCUUUGGUUCGCAGGAAUCGAUCUAUUGGGGCCGACCAAUGCUAUUCGCUCCAUUUUACGGUGACCAGCACGCGAAUGCUCUUAAGUUUCAAAAUGCCGGUGUCAGUCUCACUUUGAAGAUUGCCAACAUAUCUGUAGAGGAAUUCCAAGGGAAAAUCAUGCAAAUCGUAGAAAACCCAACUUUCCAGUGGAAUGCAAAUCGUCUGUCGCAAAUGUUUCGGGAUAAUCCGCAAGAUCCGCUUAGAGAGGCUGUGUUUUGGAUAGAGUAUGUAAUGCGUCAUCAUGGAGCAGAAUUCUUGAAAUCAGCAUCCAUCAGAUUACCUUGGUACCAGUAUCUACUAUUAGAUGUUGCAUCAGUGGCAUUUGGAAUUCUCUUCCUGGCAUAUUGGUUGGUAAAGAAGCUUGUACAAGUGGUUUCUGAAAGUAUGUUGGCUUGCUCUAAAAACAAAACGAAACAAAAGAAACAAUGACAGUUGGUUGAUGCUUAGUGAAUUAACUGCGUCACUAGUGUUUAUAACUCAAAUCCGUUCCGUUGAAAAAUCUUUCUCUCAAGCCGGCAGAUUUGGCAGUUUAAAGAAUGUUGAAGAUGUGUCAAGCAAGACAAACGUUGGCCACGAAUUAUCGCGCCCGGGAAUUAGGUUGUAAAAACUGACUUUUUACACAAAAAAAAUCGUCUGGAGAUAACCCUAUAGACUCUAAACAUCAGUGCAUGUGUUAUUUCCGUAAGAAAAUUCAACGAUAAAUAAAGCCUUCGA